Molecule: messenger RNA, 1680 nt
Organism: Euleptes europaea (tarantolino)
Lineage: Eukaryota; Metazoa; Chordata; Lepidosauria; Squamata; Sphaerodactylidae
Product: zinc finger protein 883-like
Exons: 6
Coding region: 1-1680 (559 amino acids)
Biological process (GO): regulation of transcription by RNA polymerase II
Cellular component (GO): nucleus
Molecular function (GO): DNA-binding transcription factor activity, RNA polymerase II-specific; RNA polymerase II transcription regulatory region sequence-specific DNA binding
Source: RefSeq, a predicted model, not a curated record
AUGCUCUGCUUGGCUGUUGCCAAAGAUCCUGACCUCGCCCUUUUCAGAAUGAUGCGAACCAUCAGUGAGAAGGCGGAGGAAGAGCAUCAUCCAGCGCAGGAAGAGUCCAAAGCAGCGGAACUCAUGGGGGAGGCCUCCAAGGAUUCUGAAGGGGGGCAGCUGAGCACUGAGGGCUGGGCCAAAAACUCCCCUCUCCCCCCGCCUUCGUCACCUCUGCCACCUCCAAACCCCAACGUCUGCCAGGAAUGUGGCAAAGCCUUCAGCCACAAAUCUGCCUUGGUGAAGCACCAGAAGAUCCACACCGGUGAGAAGCCUUAUGAGUGCAAGGAAUGUGGGAAGAGCUUCAUUCAGCGGUCGGACCUGACUAUCCACCAGAGAACUCACACAGGGGAAAGGCCGUAUCGCUGCCCCGACUGCGGGAAGAGCUUCAGCGUCAGCUCCACUUUGCUGACCCACCAGCGGAUCCAUGCACAUGGAGGCGAGAAACGGAACUGCUGCCCCGACUGUGGGAAAUGCUUCAGCGACCUGGUGGCGCUGGAGCGGCACCGCAAAAGCCACACUGGGGAGAAACCCCACGAGUGCCGGGACUGUGGGAAAAGCUUUGCCUGGAGCUCCCAUCUGGAGAGGCACCGGCGGAUCCAUACAGGCGAGAAACCUUACAAAUGCCCUGAGUGCGGCCGGGCGUUUGCGUGGAGCUCCCACUUGGACCGUCACAUGCGCACCCACGCCAAAGAGCGGCCCCAUUGGUGCGCGCUGUGUGGAAAGCGCUUCAGCCAGAGCUCCAACCUGCUCAAGCACCAGCGCGUCCACACGGGAGAGAAGCCGUACCAGUGCUCGGAGUGCGGGCGGCGGUUCAGCUGGUGCUCCGCCCUCCUUAAGCACCAGCGCACCCACAGCAAGGACAGGCCGUACCCCUGCCCGCCUCACCAGUGUCCCGACUGUGAUAAAAGUUUCGGGUGGAGCUCCCACCUGGAGCGACACCGGCGGAGCCACACGGGAGAAAAGCCCUACGAGUGCGGGGACUGCGGCCGGGGUUUCACCAUGGGGUCCCACUUGGAAAGGCACCGGCAGAUCCACACCAGGGCCCGCCCCCACGGCUGCCGGGAGUGCAGCAAGAGCUUUGCUUUAGGGGCCACGCUGGCCACCCAUCGGCGUCUCCAUGAGGCUGAGGCCAAGCCUCACCGAUGCCCCGAAUGCGGGAGAGGGUUCAGUGCCGCCACCGUGCUGGAACGCCACCGCCGGCUGCAUCGUGGCGAGAAGCCCUACCAGUGCAGCGUCUGCAGCAAGGGCUUUGCCUGGAGCUCGCACUUCGACCGCCACCGGCUCUCGCAUACCGGAGAGAAGCCUUUCCCCUGUGCCCACUGCGGGAAGUGUUUCGGACGCAGCUCCCAUCGCAACCGGCACCAGCGUUCCCACGCCCUCCCUGAAGGCCAAGGCCAGCCACAGGGCAACCCCGAGGAUGCUUUACUGACACCAGCAGUGGCCAACUGGUGGGAGGGGGAAGACGACGGGAGACCCCCACCGGAGCAGCAGGAAGCCUGGCCCGUCACACUGGACCCAGCAGCCCCUUUCCAGUGGAUGGCCAAGGAGCCCCCGACUGACUUGCUGGGACAAGAGCGCCUGGCGGAUCUGGGCCCGGCAGGUGCGGCAUCGCAGCAGGCUGUGCAGGGCUGGUUUUGA